GUACUUCCUGAUAUUCAUAGCCUAGCUUAGCCACUGGCUGAGAGAGGUGGGAAACAACAUCGACCAAUGAAAUGUAAGAUUCAUUACAUAGCUUUUGAGGUGGACCGCUAUAUUUUACACGCGGAUACAGUAUAUUGGUAACGUCACACUAUCAGAGGAAAAAUGAAUAUGUACGAAGUGCCCAACCCCAGCAUGCCAAACUGUCCGCGAGGAUUGGAAUAUCUCACACAAGUCGACCAGCUACUCAUAAAACAGAAAGUGGAAAUUAUUGAAGCCCUAGUUGGCUUCGAGAGCAACAACAAGUACGAGGUCCGUAAUGCCAUGGGCCAGAACGUAUUCUACGCCGUUGAGGAAAACGACUGUCUGAGUCGCCAGUGCUGCGGACCCCUGCGCUCCUUUACCAUCCGUGUCCUCGACAACUUCGGAGAGGAAAUCAUCACGGUCAGCAGGCCCCUCAAGUGCAUGUCCUGCUUUUUCCCCUGCUGUCUACAAGAGUUGGAGGUUCAGUCUCCACCAGGAAACACAGUGGGCUACGUCCUCCAACAGUGGCAUCCCUUCUCUCCCAAGUUCAUUGUGGAGAAUGAACACAGAGAGCCCGUACUGAAGAUCCAUGGGCCUUUCUGCGGCUGGAGCUGCCUCCCAGAUGUUGACUUUGAGAUUUUGACCCUGGAUGAGGUCAGUAAGAUUGGAAAGAUCAGUAAACAGUGGACAGGUCUUCUCCGUGAGAUGUUUACUGACACCGAUAACUUUGGAAUCCAGUUUCCCAUGGACCUGGACGUGAAGAUGAAGGCUGUGAUGAUCGGAGCCUGUUUCCUUAUCGAUUUCAUGUUCUUUGAAAGCUCCAACAACAACUAGGGGCAUUUGAAGAUCCACAGCCACCGUAUCAACACUACCAGAAGUAACACCAUCCGAUUGACCAGCACCAGGAUAUACAAUUCUCUGUGACAUGACAUGAAUUUUUUUUAUUAUACGUACCUCAGACGGAGUAUGUGUUGUAAUUUUAAGAGAGCACAGCUGAAUGUAACUUCUAGUUAACUAGUAAUAGUGAUAGCAUCUCAGGUUGGAUCACACAAUAUGAGUUCAAGAGUGGGGGUACACAAUGAGGGGAUCUAGAUGCGGAACGUGUGGUUGUCUUUGCGUGAGUGUGUGUUGGGGGGUUGGGGGGUAUGCGCAUGUUUGUAUGUGUGUGUGUAUUUUGUGGUUGUGUUGUCUCUUAGAACCAAGAACCCUCAGUCCUAUAAAAGGUUGAAUUAUACCAACCCUAUACCGCAUAAUGUGUCAUAACUGCCUCCCAUAAACAAGACUGGAAAGGUAAACAGAAAUGGGUGUGGUGAGGAUUUUAUCUACCAAAAUGAUAUGUCAAGAGUUUAGAAACAAACAUGAUAUAUUUUUGGUUGAGAAAAUAGAUGUUUACAGUAACUUUAUUUUUUGUUGGUAUUUUUUUUCAUAUUUAAUAAACUGACCAAACUGUUUCAAUAUUAAGGUUAAUUUAACUGGAUAGGUAUGGGAUGAUUUUUUGUAUUUUACCUGAAAAGUCUUUGUUAUUUAUAUUCAGAUAGGAGCAUGUUUUAUAACAGUGUGUACAUUUGUGCAAUGUUUCUUUUACCUUACACAAGAGGGCAUGAGCUAGCCAUCUUGUAUCGUGCUAUUUAUAUUUCUAUCCCAUUUGCUAAAUUGUAGGCUAAAUGAACACACAGUACAAAUGAUGAAAUCUUAAUAUCAGUGUCUCUGUUGUGUAUUUGGUCAUAGACUCAGGUUUCACUGUAAAUGCUUUAGAAACAUGCCAUUUUAACCUCAAAACACUGUAGUCCAAGCCUGUUGCAAUUGAUGAUACACUGAAUGUAGGGAUGCACUGUUAGAUAAUAAUUUGUUAUGUAUUAAAACACAUUUUCAUCAGAAUAUUUAAUGCAAUGUGCUGACAUGUCAUGUCAGCUUGAGGAAAAAUGACUUUCACAAGUUUUACAAAUUCAGUAAAUUAUCCUUUAGCUGGCUUGCGCUCUGAGAACAUAAUUGGGAAUAUCACUUUUUUUCCCAUGGCAACACGGUCUGGAUUCCUGUAACAACAACACUCUCUUAUCAAAGCCAACUGAAGUGUGUAUCACAUUACUAUUUCAAGAAUAGGAGAAGGAAGUAGGCUUGGUCUGAGGGAAGAUGUCUGCCGACAUAAUUGUUGAUGAUAGUUGUUUUAAAUUGUACAGAGUUACAGUAAUGCCAAUCAAAAUAAUUAGUAGGUGUAUACCCCCUCCGUCGACUGGUAUGGUAAUCUCAUGCCAAACUUUUGAUAUGUUUUUUUUUUUUGAGCCCUGUUUAUAGGAAACUCAAAUUACGGUCUCCCUGUGUUUGUUCUAGUGCAUUAGUUCAUCCCACUGUAAUGUUGACUUUGUGCCGCUGGAAGGCGGUCUGGCUAUCACCGGUGAGGGACAGCAUGAAUUUGAAGUGUAAUAAUUAUUCAGGCAGAUUUACUUUUACAUUUGAGUCAUUUAGCAGACGUACUUAUCCAGAGCGACUUGCAGUAAGUACAGGGACAU
Messenger RNA from Hypomesus transpacificus, 2528 nucleotides. RefSeq names its product phospholipid scramblase 2. Gene Ontology annotation, molecular function: phospholipid scramblase activity. Lineage: Eukaryota; Metazoa; Chordata; Actinopteri; Osmeriformes; Osmeridae. Bases 163 to 855 code for a protein of 230 amino acids. The record is from RefSeq and is a predicted model, not a curated record. The transcript has 7 exons. Gene Ontology annotation, biological process: plasma membrane phospholipid scrambling. Gene Ontology annotation, cellular component: plasma membrane.